Cladocopium goreaui is the source of this 941-nucleotide messenger RNA. NCBI's taxonomy places the organism in Eukaryota, Dinophyceae, Suessiales, Symbiodiniaceae. The record is from the annotation of a GenBank genome assembly.
GUUGACAGAUUGUGGUGUAUGUUUGAGUUGGCUGCCUUUUUGAAGAGUCGUGGUGAGGGUUCGAAGGCGUCUCUACAAAUUCGACCAACCGUACUGGGCCCUGGUGUGCUGGCUAUUGUACUAUCCGUAUCCACCUUCUUCAUCGUCAUUGUGGCCAUGUUCUCCUAUGGUUGGAAUCGACUGGACAUGAUGAUUGUCACCUGUAUGGCAGUCUUGGUGCUGACCUACCCUGCAGCUGCUGUCUUCCGCGACUACUUCCACAGUGUUCAGACGCUACAUGAUCAGCUCCAAAAUUUUCGUUUGGCGAACACGAAGUGCUACUGUUGCAGCGUUGGUCAUGUCACCGAGUCGGGUCAGCCCCUGCCUCUUUGCGACCGGCAGAUCCUCACAAAGUGCAUCGAAAUUUGGUUCGGGAGCCAUCAAAGCUUCGAGGAUGACGCGAGAUCGUUGGUGUUGGAAUCCUUUGCAGAUCAACUGGGUCGUCAUUAUUUCCCAUAUUGGUUGUGGCUGGUAGCAACGUCUCCCAUCUUUUGGGUUCUGUUGGAUAUCACGGUGGACCACAUACGUCUCGACCACAAGGAGAGAGACCGAUGGCCGUAUUGGUUCAUCUCUGCCUUGGGCUGGUGGAUGGGUGCAGUGCCGAGCUGUGCCGCUGCCUUCUUCUAUAGUUGCAAGCUCUUUAGCGCUCCACGGGCGAACAAGUGGAAUGAUCGCUUGAUGAAUCUGCUGGUGAUCCUGGUGAUGUUGCCCAUCUUCGCUUGCACCUUCCUGAUGAUUGAAGCCCUCUUCCAGUGGAUGAUGCCGCUGUCACCUUGGCUCUCAGCCACCAUUUCCAGCAGUUCACACAUUGCCCUGGCCAUCAUAGUCUGGAACGGACCAGCCUGGAUUGCGAAACUGCGCCAUGGCCGGGCGAAGUGACGGGGCUGAUCCAUGGCGCUGAU